CCAAAAACGGAGACGAAUUAGCAACCCAACUACCUACGUGUUAGUAGCUCGGUGCCGCUCCGCUCUUCCCCGCCUAGACCUUUCUCUUCCAAUUUCUACUUUGCAUCUGUCUCUCAUUUUUAUCACAAUUGUUUGUUGAGCUCCCUCUGACACUUUCCUGUAGUACAUACUGCGCUCCAUAUUCUUCGCUUCUCACAUCCUAGAUCUUUUAUUGGUUAAUCAAAUUUUGAUUAGUAAAAUUUCAAUCAGUUCUACUCUAAAUACAUCAUGCCCGAAAUACACCCUCAGCCGACCCUGAAAGCAGUGACACUAACCCAUGUUAGAUACCAAAAGGGCGAUCAAUUAGGCCAUUUUCUGGCAUGGGUUUCAUUAAUCCCAGUCUUUAUCAGCUUAGGUGGCUUUGUCUCUCACUUCAUCUUUCGCCGGGAGCUGCAAGUGAUGUUCUUCGCUUUUGGCCUUCUGAUUUCCCAAUUCGUUAACGAGGUCAUCAAGACAUCCGUCCAGCAAGCCCGCCCCGAAACUUGUGCUCUCCUUGAGAUAUGCGAUUCUCAUGGCUGGCCCUCUAGCCACUCUCAAUACAUGUUCUUUUUUGCACUCUAUCUUACUUUGUUGACAUAUAAGAGAAUUGGGAUCUUGGGUAGAAACCAAAUGUCGGUUGUGCUUCUCCUGGUUUGGCCUUCGGCGAUCUUGACCAUGUAUUCGAGGGUGUAUUUGGGGUACCAUACUGUUGCCCAGGUCUUAGCUGGGGCUGCUUUGGGAACUUUCCUUGGUGGGCUGUGGUUUUGGGUGGUCAAUUCUGGCCUCCGAAGUUUCUUUCCGGUUAUUGAGGAGAGCGCUUUUGGGAGGUUCUUUUAUGUUAAAGAUACUUCGCAUAUACCCAAUGUGUUGAAAUUUGAGUACGAGAAUGCCAGGGCCGCCAGAAAGCAUGUUUCUUAUAAGCGAGCUGAUUGAUCAUUGACUGACCAAUUGGGUGAAGUGCUUCAUGCUUUUGAUAUAGGAUUUUACUUUUGCUGGACAAUGUGACACAGCACAGUAGCUAGUUCUUUGCUGUUAUUUUGUGCUCAAGGCUACUAUUUGGGGGCUCGCGAUUUAAGCAGAGCUGGACAAUGUCCUAUUUAAUACUUUUAGGGAAAAUAUUAGAGUAAUUUCAGAUAAUAUGUACUGUAAAAGACUUGCUGCAGGUGACAUGAAUGACUAAUUCUUAACUAGAUUUUCUUUUCCUUCCACCAGUUAAAAGUAUGGGCAAUCCAAGGGCAACU
This is a messenger RNA of Coffea eugenioides, 1259 nucleotides long. RefSeq names its product lipid phosphate phosphatase gamma. The record is from RefSeq and is a predicted model, not a curated record. The transcript has 2 exons. NCBI's taxonomy places the organism in Eukaryota, Viridiplantae, Streptophyta, Magnoliopsida, Gentianales, Rubiaceae. Gene Ontology annotation, cellular component: endoplasmic reticulum membrane; intracellular membrane-bounded organelle. Gene Ontology annotation, biological process: lipid biosynthetic process; protein N-linked glycosylation. Bases 268 to 951 code for a protein of 227 amino acids. Gene Ontology annotation, molecular function: dolichyldiphosphatase activity.